AUGAAUACUGAUUUAAAAUGCCCUGUUUGCCAAGAGAAAUAUUCAAUAAACACUAACAUACCGAUGAAUUUACAUACCCACAUAAAAGGCGAACCACAAAAGAAGCAUCAGGUGAUUUGCUCCAAUUGUUUAGAUUUUUAUAAAAUAAAAUCUCUUAGCCACAUAGAAAUUAUUAGUUCUUACGAACCAGACCAAGAAACAAUUGACAAAAUCAAACGACAAUCAAACUCGGAAGAAAAUUCGGGAACAAAUUCUAAAUGUAAUUUUGCAGUCAAUGGAAUCACCCCAGUAAAACAAGUAUAUUAUCAAUGUUUGACAUGCACUCAAUCAAAGGGCUUACCGAUAUGUGAAUCUUGCGCUAAAACUUGCCACAAAGGCCAUUUACUUGUAGUCCUUCAAAAUGGAUUUUUAACUGGUUGUGCCUGCGGUCAGAAUAUGCUACAUCGUCCUUGUAAGUGCUUAAUUGAUGAAUCUUCGCUUCCUUGUACAAAUUUAAUUUCUAAAGAACGACAAGUACAACACGGAUAUGCUUGUUUUACAUGCGGAUUAGAUUUUGUUUGCAAUUCAUGCGCUCAAAUUUGUCACAGAGGUCAUUAUCUUAAAGAAAUUGAGUUUUCCGAAAAUGUAUGUAAAUGCGGCCUUAAUCGUGGUAUUACAACAUGCAAAUGCAAUCGUUGCAGUAUCAAAAUACCAAAUGAUACUACAACUCCAACAUUACCAGAAAAUCUAGAAAACUAG
Messenger RNA from Trichomonas vaginalis G3, 738 nucleotides. RefSeq names its product perineurial glial growth protein family. Gene Ontology annotation, molecular function: zinc ion binding. The coding region runs from base 1 to 738 and encodes 245 amino acids. The record is from RefSeq and is a predicted model, not a curated record. Lineage: Eukaryota; Parabasalia; Trichomonadida; Trichomonadidae. The transcript has a single exon.